GUAAAAAUUUUGUAAGUAAAAUUUUACAGGAAAGCACAUCCGGCCCAAGUGGUAAAAAUUUGUGGGAAUAUUUACGUAAAAUGAGAUGGCUACCUCAAAUAACCCACUCUACUUUUUGCUUUUUUUAUACUUUUUACGUAUAUGAGGAAUAUAUAAAUUUUGGAAUGCAAAAAAAAUUAAAAAGGCGAUUAAAAAAAGCUACUUUUUGGCGUAGAAAGAAAAACUAGAUGAGUUUGUUUUUUAGAAAGCCUGAAAUAUUUGCAUUAAAAAUUUUGCAUCAAAAUAAUAAGUAAAAAAAGGAAAAAGCUAAAAAAACAAGCCCAUAUUGGAAUCCAAGUCUGGAGAGGCUGAUGGAAGAGGAUAAAAGGAAUAAGUGAGGUAGCCAAAACAAAAUAAAUAUAAAUGUACAUAAAAGGUGGUAGAUGAUUGAUGAUAAAAUAAGAAUGGCUUUAAGGAUAUUCUUUUCUUUUUUUGAGGAAAAAGUAGACAAAAAAUAGUUUUAAUUUUAGUAAAAAUAUUAAAAUAGUAAUUUAAAAGACCUGCUUUUAUGUAUUUUCAGCCGGUAGUUGAACAUCGUAACGUGCCAAGUGUAAGAUUAACCAUAACACUUGUUCGUAACUUAAGCUUUAAAAUUCAAAAUUGUUUUAGGACUUAAUUUUAGUUUUUUUAAUUUUAUUACUCCCAAGACGACGAAUUAGGAGUUUUUGUCCAAUGGGACGAAUUAGAAGUUUUUGUUCUAUGGGACGAAUUAGGAGUUUUUGUUCUAUGGGACGAAUUAGGAGUUUUUGUUCUAUGGGACGAAUUAGGAGUUUUUGUUCUAUGGGACGAAUUAGGAGUUUUUGUUCUAUGGGACGAAUUAGGAGUUUUUGUUCUAUGGGACGAAUUAGGAGUUUUUGUUCUAUGGGACGAAUUAGGAGUUUUUGUUCUAUGGGACGAAUUAGGAGUUUUUGUUCUAUGGGACGAAUUAGAAGUUUUUGUUCAAUGGGACUAAUCCUAUGUGGGACGAGUUGAGGAGCAGCCAUUUGUUGUCCAAAAAUUUC
Meloidogyne enterolobii is the source of this 1040-nucleotide messenger RNA. NCBI's taxonomy places the organism in Eukaryota, Metazoa, Nematoda, Chromadorea, Rhabditida, Meloidogynidae. The record is from the annotation of a GenBank genome assembly.